AUGAAUUUCGGAGAUCUAACUAACCGAAAUAUUUGUUUUUAUAGAAAAAAAGGUGGAAAAACUGUAUCUCACCAAUCUGGAGGAGCUUUCAGAGGUACAUUUUUAUGUGUGUAUAUUUUCACACGAAUACCUUUACUUAAUAUAUUAUNGUCUUUUUCAGUUAAAGAAGAUCAAACCGAUGACAAACUCACUCAAGAAAAUCUGGAACUGGAAGCCAUCGAAAAUAGAUGUCGGAAACCCAAUCCUCCGCUCACCGGAUAUCUCUCUUGUUUAAAUCGUUCUCACGCUUUAGAAUGCACUGGAACCUGCAUGCCCGAUUACGCUUUUUCUAACGGAAUAACCUCGAUGACGCUAACUUGCUCCUUUACUUCCGGAAAAUGGUCUCCUCGUAGCGUCUUUCCUCCGUGCUACGAGAUAGGCAAUACUCCUAAUAAUGAUAACGAAGAGAAACUCGACAAUGAAGAUACUAGAAAUCCAAAUCCUCCUCCGAUUUGCGAAAAUCCGCCUCCGCCCAACAAUGGAAAUGUAUUUUGCAACCCUAAACCGGAUAUGAAAGUUUGUAAAGCCUACUGUUCUCCAGGAUAUCAUUUUCCGGAUGGUUCCACCGAAAUGAUGACAGAAUGUUUUACUCACAGUAAUAAAUGGAUUCCUUACAACAAGUUUCCUUCUUGUACCGGUGCAGGCAAGUUUUUUUUUAUUUAUUUUUAA
Molecule: messenger RNA, 708 nt
Organism: Centruroides sculpturatus (bark scorpion)
Lineage: Eukaryota; Metazoa; Arthropoda; Arachnida; Scorpiones; Buthidae
Exons: 7
Coding region: 1-708 (235 amino acids)
Source: RefSeq, a predicted model, not a curated record